CAAGUUCUUAAAACGUGGGGGGCGAGUAAUGAACUGCUUGAAACCGCUUUAAGGUCUUCUCCGUCUCCAAAACCCUAGACCUAGCGCGCACUGUUUCUCUCUCUCCCUCUCUCUCUCUCAAUUUGAGCAACAAUGGCGAGCAAUUCACUGGACGAAGAAACGGCGAAGAAAGUCAUUCGUCAGGUUGAGUUCUACUUCGGCGAUAGCAACCUCCCUAGGGACAAGUUUCUGAAUAAAACGAUCGGUGACAGUGAAGAUGGCUGUAUCCUCCUGUUCACACCUUCGUCUCUCUUCUCUCUGUAUUUGAACACUGCCCAAAGGAAGGUUUAUGACCUGUUAAUGUCCUUUAUUGUUGCUUGGUUUAGUUGUUCUUUAACCGAAACUUCAGUGGUCAGUUUGGCCCUUAUAUGCUCAUUCUCUCGUAUGCGGGGCCAUCUUAAUUUGGGCAAUGUGAAGCCAGAAGAGGUUUCAGAUGGCACAGUGCAAGCUGUGGCCGAGGCUUUGAGGAAUUCUACUUCUCUUAAGGUUUCUGAAGAUGGGAAGAAGGUUGGUAGGACCACUGAGCUGGCAAAGCUAGACGAGGUAAUAGAACAAUUGGACAGCAGGACUGUUGCAGCAUCACCCUUGGAGUAUGAUGUCAAGCUUGAAGAUUUGGAGUCUUUCUUCGGUCAGUUUGCCAAGGUUAAUAGCGUGAGGCUGCCACGCCAUCUUGCAGAUAAAAGGUUACUUUGUGGCAGUGCUCUGAUCGAGUUCUCAACUGAGGAAGACACUGAAAAGGUUUUGAAGCAAAGCUUAGUUUAUGCCGGUGUUGAGCUAGAACUAAAACCAAAGAAAGAUUUUGAUGCAGAAAGAGCAAGGGAAGAGAAGGAAGUUGAAAAUAGUCGUCCCCAAGUGGGUGCUAAUCAGAAAAAUAAAGCAAGUGCAGAAGCAAACUAUCCUAAAGGCUUAAUUAUUGCAUUUACACUGAAGAGGAUGCCAUCAGGAGAUUCUACUGAACAAAAUGUCGGCGAUAGACUGGCCAAUGAAAAUGUUGAUGCUUGCCAAUCAGGUGGAGAACCAGCUUCCAAGCUUGAUUCCAUUGAAGAGGCUGAAGGGAAGAUGGCAGAAGAUGUAAAAGGUGAUGAAGAAAAGCCUGGGAAUGAUAAUGGAAAGGAGAGGGGAGACAAUGAUAAUGUAAAGGAGAGUGGAUUAAAGGUUGAAGAAAAGAGUAAUUUGGAAAGUGAAGCAAAGAAAACUGAAGAUGGGGAUAAUCUUGACGGAUCUACUGAAAAAGAUGAGGAUAAAGAACCAGGGAAAGAGUUACAUGUUGCUGAUUCGUUCAAGGAUAAUAAAGAUGUUAUUAUACGGGAGGAUUUGAAGGGAAUUUUCUCAAAAUAUGGUACUGUAAAGUUCGUUGAUUUUAAGAUUGGAGACGAGUCAGGGUACAUUCGUUUUGAAGAUGCAGGGGCUGCCCAGAAAGCACGUGCUGCUGCCGCACUUGCUGAGGAAGGUGGUCUGGUUGUCAAGAACUACAUAGCUUAUUUAGACCCUGUCUCUGGUGAUGCUGAAAGGGAGUACUGGAGUCUACUUCGAUGCAAUCAAGAACGAUACUAUGGGAAGGUGGGCAACAGAGGAGGAAGGGGUGGGAAGCAAAGUAGAGGUGGAAGACAUUUCAAUGGGAAGCGCUCGAGAGAGAAUGACAAUGCAGCUCGUCGCAAUAAAGCGCAGAAAAUUUGAGAAGCAUGCAAGUUGCGGAGCGGCUUAGCUAGCUUGAUGAUGCUCCACAAUUUUGUGCCGUAAAAAAUGUUCUCAAAAUCUGGUUUUGGUUUUAAGUUAUCAGAGCUGCCUUGCACCGAUAACAUAUGAUGCGAUAUGUUUUAGCUAUUACUGUCCAUUUUGUUUUGGCUUGAUAAGCUAUUAUUACCCUUUAAUGUAAUGCAACCGCUUAAAUUUAGUUCUAAGUUUUGCUACCAUUUAUGUUGAGAAUUUUGUCAUUUUUGGUUC
Molecule: messenger RNA, 1983 nt
Organism: Diospyros lotus (date-plum)
Lineage: Eukaryota; Viridiplantae; Streptophyta; Magnoliopsida; Ericales; Ebenaceae
Product: la protein 1
Exons: 10
Coding region: 133-1716 (527 amino acids)
Biological process (GO): RNA processing
Cellular component (GO): nucleus
Molecular function (GO): mRNA binding
Source: RefSeq, a predicted model, not a curated record